GUCGUUGCUCCGUUCGUUCGUUCGGUCGUUGUUGUUCACUGUUACCUCCCACUCCCCAAAACACUGUUUCUAAUUUUCCACACAGCGCGCAUUACAUAAAAUAAUACACAAAAAAUAAAGAAAAACAGAGUGACAGUUUCGUUUGCAGUUUGCUUCACUUUUUUCUGUGCUUCGAGUGGAAAUGCAUAAAUAUAAAUUGUUGCUGUUCAAUAAUUAAAAAGAGACAAGACCGAGAUAAUUAUACAUUUGAAACGCGUUCGUGUGUGCGUCUUCUUCUCGUAGGAUAUAGCGUGAGAGGAGAGUGGAAAAAGUGUGCAAGGAAAUCGCUCCUACGUGAUGCUCGGCCUGUUCUGUGCCAAAGAGGGAGACGGGACGAAGGCUUUCCAGUGAAAAAGCAGCAUAAGUGAUAAAAGAUCAUCAUCGGAGGAAGAGGAAGAGAAGGAAGAGCUGUUUCCCCAACUUUAACUGUUUCUAUAACUGUACCGACUAGGUUGCUUUAUCCACCCGAGAACGGUAGCACAAAAGCGCGGCCAGAGGAGAGCACAACGCGGCCCGGCCACGUCCAGGACGUGGGCUACCUCCGCCCCACCACCACCCCGCUGUGAACCCCCCUUUCACGUAUCAACUGUGUCCACAUACCGCCCCAAGAUGGACGACGAUCAGCAGUUCUGCCUGCGCUGGAACAACCACCAGAGCACGCUGAUCAGCGUAUUCGACACGCUGCUGGAAAACGAGACCCUAGUCGACUGCACGCUCGCCGCCGAGGGCAAGUUCCUCAAGGCCCACAAGGUGGUUCUGUCCGCCUGCAGUCCCUACUUUGCUACCUUACUCCAAGAACAGUAUGACAAGCACCCGAUCUUCAUACUCAAGGAUGUCAAGUACCAGGAGCUCCGCGCCAUGAUGGACUACAUGUACCGCGGCGAGGUCAACAUCUCACAGGACCAGCUGGCCGCACUUCUCAAGGCGGCCGAGUCGCUGCAGAUCAAGGGUCUGUCCGACAACCGCACCGGCGGAGGCAGCUCCGCGGCCGCCCCCAAGCCAGAGUCCUCUCAGCAUCAUCGCGGUGGCAAGAUGAGCGGCGCCUACACACUGGAACAGACAAAGCGCGCUCGCCUGGCCACCGGCGGGGCAAUGGACACCUCUGGGGAUGUGUCCGGAUCGCGCGAGGGCUCGUCUAGUCCGUCGCGCCGUCGUCGAAAAGUCAGACGUCGCAGCCUGGAGAACGAUGCCCACGACAACUCCAACUCGUCUGUUCUGCAGGCCGCCGCCUCGAAUCAGUCUAUCCUCCAACAGACAAGCGCAGGCCUCGCCGUCUCCGCCCUGGUCAGCACCCAGCUGUCCGGCGGCGGCAGCAACGUGGCCGGCACCAGCCAAGUCCCGACCCAGCAGCAGCCAUUGACCAGCACCAACGUUACCAAAAAGACUGAAAGCGCUAAACUAACAUCAUCGACAGCCGCCCCAGCUCACGCCGCCACUGCGACAGCAGCCGGCCAGCAGCAACAACUGCUGCAGCAGCAGACCAGCGAUGCCAUCAACACCGAGAACGUACAACCACAGAGCCAAGGCGCCCAAGGCGACGUCGGUGAUGCCGAGGAUAUGGAGGAGGCGAGCGCAGCUGCCGGGGGAGUCACUCCGGCGGCUUCAGGCGCUGGUGCGUCCGCUGGAGCCGUGCACACUGGUGUCGUGGUCAAGCAACUGACAGCCGUCGUCGAUAAGUCAUCGUCCAAUCACAAACAGAAGGUCAAGGACAACAGCGUGUCGUCCGUGGGCUCAGAAAUGGUUAUCGAACCCAAGGCCGAAUACGAUGACGAUACGCACGACGAGAAUGUUGAGGACUUGACACUGGACGAGGAGGAUAUGACAAUGGAGGAGCUGGACCAGACGGCCGGCACCAGCCAGGGUGGCGAAGGAUCUAGUCAAACAUAUGCAACAUGGCAACACGACAGAUCUCAGGACGAACUCGGACUUAUGGCACAGGAUGCACAGCAACGGGAUCCACAAGCCUCCAAACAGGACAAGGGCGAGCAGACCGAGAGCACUCCCGACGAAUUCGAGCUGGACGAUUGCCUACUGGAGAGCAACGAUAUUGUCAUCACACAGAACAAGGACGGAUUUGUCUUGCACGUUAAGAAGUUGGGCAACAUCACGGCGGCCAAGUUGGGCACCGAUGAGGAUCAGGGAUCGUCAGUACAAACAACAGCAGCGGUCACUGUCACCGGACCGGCUGGCCAGCCCACGCCCACCAUCACGGAGCUCCUGAAUGCGGCAGCCGCUCACUCGGAUGUCAAGCCCACGCUGAGCGCAUUGACCACCAGCACUCCCAUUAAGCUGCCCUCAUCGGAAUGCGAACUAAUCAACAUUAAGAAGAUAAUACCAACCACCACCACUAUAGCCCAUCAUGCCCACACAAGCUCGACCAUCAUACACCCACAUCACAUCAUCCAGCAUGUGCCACAGGAGUCGCAUCAGGAGCACCAGCAUAUCCAGAUCGAGGAAGUGCCCCAGACCUCACAACACCAGCAUCAGCAGCACCAUCACCAGCUGCAGAGCCAGCCGACGCAUGCCCAAGUACAAAACAUAAUCACAUCCCAUUCGGGGCAGACAAUUAAUCUGGUGGGUCUGCGCAACGUACAGCUGACGGAACAGAAGCCGAACAUCGCCUCGAGGAUACGCUACACGCGUGGCAAGAUCAUUGGGCCGACGAUGAGCAAUCUGCAGAUAGUGGAGACCCAUGAUGGCAUCCAGCACCAGCACCACGAGAUGUCGGAUGGCACCAAGUAUGAGAUUAGUGAGAUCGAUUUGAACAAUCCGAAUGCGUCGGCGGCCAUGAUCAGUGACCUGGUGAAGUAUGCCGAGAUUGACGACAUUGAGCUGCCGGACGGCACCAAGAUUGGCAUUGGCUUCGCUCCCUCGGAGAUCACGGAGCAUAUGCAGACGUCUGGCGGGGAGACGCACAUAACCACCAUCGAGCACGAGCCACAGGAGCUGCACACCGUACACCAACACGAGCACGAGCCGCAGACGCAUCACAUUCAUGCCACACAGCUGCAGACGCACCACAUCCAGACGGUGGUGCAGACAGAUCAGCAGCAGCACCACCACCACCACGAGCAGCAUCAUCACCAGCACCACUCGAGCAUCGAGCUGCAGGAGGACGAUGUGGAGACCAUCAUACCCGAAGAGAUGGGCAUGCACGACUCCAGCAAGAGCUACACCAUUCUUACCACACGACCCAUGAAGGAGGAGUCCGAUGCUGGCGGCGACCCCUCCGGCAUGACCUACGAACUGUCGCUGAGCGACUCGUCCCUGGGUCCCUGCGAUGAUCCCGAGUCGCGCUACAUCUGUCGCCACUGCGGCAAGAAGUACCGCUGGAAGUCCACGUUACGCCGUCACGAGAACGUCGAGUGCGGCGGCAAGGAGCCGUGUCAUCCCUGUCCCUACUGCACCUACAAGGCCAAACAGCGAGGCAAUCUCGGGGUCCAUGUACGCAAGCACCAUCCGGAGAAGCCGCAGCUGGAGAGCAAGCGAGGUCGCAAGUAAGCGCGGAUGUAGGAGCGCAGCCCGGGGGGGCAGGAGUGAGUAUACCUACACAAGUUGAGGGGAAACAAAUGAUUCAUUGAGGUUCUUUGACUUUUAGACCAGUUUAUUAAUUUUACAAUUUUAUCAGCCUAUUCUCGUUUAAACUCUUUUUAAUCUUAACUUUCUUAUUUGUUGAUUAUUUUUAUUAAGUUGGAGAGUUGAUUUCCCCAGUUCUCGAAAGGAAGAACCAAAAGAGCUCCGUUCUGUGUGCAUUCAAUUCAAUUUCAUUAGGCUUUAAUUUGGACGUCUUCACAUUAAUAUAAUAUA
Messenger RNA from Drosophila persimilis, 3846 nucleotides. RefSeq names its product longitudinals lacking protein, isoforms H/M/V. Gene Ontology annotation, molecular function: protein binding. Bases 649 to 3540 code for a protein of 963 amino acids. Gene Ontology annotation, biological process: regulation of transcription by RNA polymerase II. Gene Ontology annotation, cellular component: nucleus. The record is from RefSeq and is a predicted model, not a curated record. NCBI's taxonomy places the organism in Eukaryota, Metazoa, Arthropoda, Insecta, Diptera, Drosophilidae. The transcript is spliced from 7 exons.